GGAGAAAUAGACAAACCCGGCUGACAACAGAACGGGUGAGAGACUUUACAGAUACUCUGUAUAUCAAAACUUUACUUAAAACAUGAAUGAAAAUGACCCAGGGUGACACCAUGGAAAGUGUUUCUACUAAACUUAACAGUCAAUUGUCAGACCCCAUUGACAGUGAUGCAUCAUUUGUGAAAGAAACAGAGCUAAAUAGUGAAGCCUCUGAGUCAAUAAAUGAAAUAGGAGACAAGGGUGGUGGGCACCAGGCUGAGGAAUGCUCUGUACAGCCAGGGGAAGAGACAGAGGGACCAGCUGAAGCCCCCCCAGAGAAGGGCUUGUUGGAGAGUCAGAUGACUGAGUGCACAGAGUCAGUGAACCUAGAAGCAGAGGCUGCAAAUGAAACAACACUGGACAAACAUGAUGCUCAGGAGUCUGGAGGAACUGCAUCCACAGAGGGGAGAAGAUGGGGUGGCUGGGGCUCAUGGGGGAAGUCCCUUUUGACAACGGCAACGUCAACUGUUGGUCAAGGGAUAACAGCAGUCAAAGAAAAGGCAGCCACACUUACAAUCCAUAGCAGCUCUUCAGCUUCUGAGGAGAGUAAGCAGUCCGGAAGUAAUGAAGGGACAAUACCAGGUGUUCCUGAAGACCUGAGUUUAACUGAAUCCCCUUCCUCAUCUGCUUCAUCUGGGUCACGUGGAAUGUUGUCAACCAUUACAAACGCAGUUCAAAAUACAGGUAAGUCUGUGAUUACUGGUGGUCUGGGUGCAUUGGAAUUUAUUGGUAAGAAGACAAUGAACGUGCUUGCAGAGAGUGACCCUGGCUUCAAGAAGACCAAAAUACUGAUGCAGAGAACUGUAACUUUGUCACAGAUGUUAAGGGAAGCAAAAGAUAAGGAGAAGGAGAGGAUUGGCAAUCAAGUUGUAAUGGAGAGGACAGCGCACUAUGGAAUACUCUUUGAUGAUUUCCAGGGCUUAUCUCAUCUGGAGGCUCUAGAGAUUCUCUCAAAUGAAAGUGAAUUCAGGGUUCAGUCUGUCUUAAUGUCAAUUGAAGGAGAAGAAUUAGAAACUUUGAAAAGGGAUCUGAUUACAAUUAAAGAAGUCUUCCUGGAGAAGGAUUUUGAAAAAGAAGAUGAUGAUGAAAAAGCUUCUGAAGGAGAAGAGUUUGUGAGCAUAAUAACAGAGCUACUUUUUGAACUGCAUGUUGCUGCCGCGCCUGACAAACUCAACAAGGCAAGAAAAAGGGCCCAUGACUGGGUAAACAAAGUGGAUCUUUUAGCAAUGGAAAGUGAGGAAAAACCGAAAGAAGAAAACACAGAAUUAGGCAGUAAAAAAUAUGAGGAAACAAGUAAAGCAGAGGAAGAUAAUUCAAAGUCUGUUGGGGAUAUCUACAUGUCAUCAGUUGAAAGCCUGGCUGAGGUGACAGCUCGUAGUAUUGAACAGCUUCACAAAGUGGCAGAGCUAAUUCUCCAUGGACAAGAUGUAGAGAAGCCAGCUCUGGAUCAGGCCAGAAUCCUUACCAGGCUAACUGGGGCUAUGUGCAAGGAGGUAUCUUCCCUUUCUAAGAAGUUUUCUGACACUUUGACAGCAGCAGGGAGCAAAUUAAAGGCAGAGGUCCUAACCCCCUGGAUUAACAGUGUGUUAUUAGAGGGAUCAAACAGCACCGCCUACAUUCAGGAUGCUUUCCAGUUGCUUCUUCCAGUAUUACAGAUCUCACAUUUACAGACUACCAGCUCUGAAACACCCAGUGAACGCUAGGGUUCCUCUUGGAAAAAGACUAAACUAUUAUUGGAAAUCUUAGGAUAUACACUACAUUGCAACAACAACAUUUUAUAGUAUCAUUAUUUCAUUACACUAAAAUAGUAGUGAUCUAUAUUUUCAUUAUGAACACAAAUCUGUAUUGUUUAAUGUCCCUGCUACACAGACAAAUGCCACAGUAGUGUAUAGUGCUUAAAUUGAUAUUCUAUUCACAGCACUGCUUUUAGCAAAUGAGAACAUGGUAAGGCUGAAAUUUUAUACAGAUACACUAUUUUUGUUUCUAGUCAAAGUAGUUGGAUGUGAUACAAGGGUUGUAUGCAAAACAUUAGAACAACAACAAAAAAAAAUGCAAAUUUUAUGAAACAGGGAAAUUAUGCAUAUUUAAAUAAUAUGAUGUAAUGGAGUUUGCACUGUUGCAUGGUGUAGUAAUCAACAUUUUUUAUGACUGUCAGAUAAUCAUUAAUAUAUGUAAAAAAGUGACUGAAUCACAGCUGCAUUUUUUAUGACUGUCAGAUAAUCAUUAAUAUAUGUAAAAAAGUGACUGAAUCACAGCUGCAUUUUUACAUUUAAAUACAGAGUCUGUUGCGCUUGCACUUUGUAAAAUGAAUAGAAUAAAUACACUUUUAGUAUAUGCCUUUUGAUUUAAAACAAUUAAUCUUAACAGGUGCGGCUGUAAAUACCAUAUAUACAUGGCAUUUUAAAACAUCUCAAUGAAUUACCUAAUUACCUAGCAUUUGUUGUAUUUAAAGGAUAUCUGCCGCAAUGUUAUCAAUUCAGUCCCCCUGUGUUCUAACUAAUUUGCUUAACAUUUAACUGCAUACAUGGCUAGCUAAAUGUUUGUUAUGAUGCAUGAUAGAUAUUAUGAUUAAUUUAUGUAACAUUUCUAAAUUCCUUGUUUUGGCACCUAGUGCUACAUUUUUAUAUCCCUAAUUAGAUGUUUGUUUGUUUGUUUGUUUGUUUUUAUUUUCCAUGAAAUGAAUUAAUUCACCUAAUUGAUUUGUCAAAUUAAUUGUGUGAUACAGAACUACAUCAAAUUACAUUUAAAGAUUUCAUGUAAUAUGAAAGUAUGACUUUUUUGAAAACAUAUCAGAAGUAGAGCAAUGUUCAUUUCUAUUCGGUGAACACAUUGAUCAAUUAAUUUAAUCCAAUUAUAUACAGCUCCAAGUUCUCAAUUUAUUUAAUGAACAAAUUCCCAAAAUGAUUAGGACCCUAGGACGAUAGCAUUGAUAAAUAAUCUAGUUCCCAUCAUUUUUCAUCACUUAUAAUUAACAUUUUGUGUAUUACUUAAAAGAAACUAACAUUAUGUUGGUGCAUGCCUAAUACUGAUAUUGUUAAGUAGCCAUUUAAAAAGAAAAUGAACACAUGUACUGUACAACCACUUCUUACCAAAAGCAUUUAAAUACAAAAUAAAAUA
This is a messenger RNA of Polyodon spathula (Mississippi paddlefish), 3153 nucleotides long. Its product is annotated as protein NOXP20-like. The coding region runs from base 87 to 1739 and encodes 550 amino acids. NCBI's taxonomy places the organism in Eukaryota, Metazoa, Chordata, Actinopteri, Acipenseriformes, Polyodontidae. The record is from RefSeq and is a predicted model, not a curated record. The transcript has 14 exons.